AUGAUGGCGGACACAGCCUUACUGAAGACCCCUGCUGGGUGGGGCGACAUCAACGAGGUUGUCUAUGCACCACCUCAGAACGUAGCGGGAGAUGCGACGUGGCUCUCUGUCUUUUGCAUGUGGCUUACGUUGCCGAUCAGCUGUGUUCAGGGCAUCAUUGGAGGUCUUUGCCAGUUUUUUAUGGCCUUCUUCGUCCUGGGCUGCUAUUGCUGUCAGUGUAUCCCGCAGUGGCUAUGUUGUUCAUCCAUGGGUUCCGCCGAGUGUGGCCGACCUUGCAUUCUGGCUCCCGCCUGGUGGAGAUAUGUCAUUGGGGGCUUGACUGCGCUGAUUGCCCAAAGCAGGAGCCGGCUGGCACUCUUUAUUUGGGAAUGGAAGGCUUUUGGCAAUGGCGAUCAUUUCUGGCACGGCGAGGGCUUUUGGUCUGUGACUUAUAAGGAGUGCAGUGACAUCAUGAAGUCUAAUCAGCGCCGUUCCUCCUCCUUCGCUUGCAUUCAGGCAUGCGUACCUGAUUUGUUUGCGACCAACAUCCUCCUUUUCCUGUCGAACAACGGCCCGGACAGCGAGUGGGCAUAUCUCCGCAGUGCAUUGCACUCAACCCUGUUGGACCAUGGUUGCAGAGACUACAUUGACCGGCAGAAGAAGUUGCGCUCACUGGUCGCAAACGAUUGGCCAAAUCCAAAAAUCAGCGAUCUCAGCGAUAUUGAUAAGAUCCGCUUGACAGUCAGCAAAUGCGUUUUCUACAUGAUGUUCGGGAUUUGGUUUUCAAAGGAAGAUGCAGAGAUUCUGAAAGGCUGGCGAGAUAUGGCAGUGUACUUUGUUCUGCCGCGCUUGGUGCACCGAUUCCUCUUCAAUUUCGGCAUCUGCCGAGUGCAGGGUCUUCGUGUCAAGACGGUCGGCUUGAUCGAGAAGCAUGGUUUGGAAUCCUUCAUUAUGGACAUCAACGAAAAGUUGCCUGAAAAAUAUCGAAGGACCCCAAUUGUGAAGUUGUGCGAUGAGAUGAUGUUUGCAGUUGGUUUCGCCGGUAUUGGAGGAACAUCUGCAUGCUGUGAGACAGUGGGAGCUUUCCUCCAACGAAAGAUUCCUGAAGAAGCCAGUGCCCACCUCAUCAACUUUGAGAAGUUCCCAACAAAUGAAUCCAUGGUGGAAGCCUUCAACAGCAACCCGAUUGCAUACAUCAAGGAGUCCUGCCGUAUAGAUCCUCCUGUGACCAGUGCGACCAACGUCUCCAAAGAGGAAAGGGUGAUCAAAUUGCGAGGAAGGGACUACACCAUGUCGGAGAAUACCUUGAAUCAGUAUGUGCUCUCCAUGGCCAACCGUGACCCCAGCAUCUUCCCCAAUCCGGAUGUCUUCGAUCCAAGCCGCAAGGAGCUCAGCCAGGCGCUCACCUGGAACGGAGCCUUCGGAACCCCUGACGAAGAGAAGGUGUAUCCACGAAUUUGCCCAGGAAGAUACCUAUCCCUCGACGUUGCACUUGCCGUUGUGGGUCAUGUGACUGGACUCAAGGAGGGAUCAUACAAACUGCCCUGA
This is a messenger RNA of Durusdinium trenchii, 1527 nucleotides long. Lineage: Eukaryota; Dinophyceae; Suessiales; Symbiodiniaceae. The record is from the annotation of a GenBank genome assembly.